AAGAAGAAGAAGAAGAAGAAGAAGCCGAAGGAAAAAAAAGAAGAAGAAGAGGAGGACAAAUGAUGCGCACCCUCCGCCAAUAUGAAGGCACACAGGGCAGUUUCUGCCUUUGAUUUUAAAGAAUAAGCCUUGUUAUGUCUACUAGUGCUGAAUCCACUAACUGGACUAAAGUAGAUGAGACACCGAAUUAAUAUCUUGGUCCUGCAGAAUGUCCAAGAUCAGGCGGAAGGUAACAGUGGAGAAUUCAAAAACCAUAUCUGAUAGCAGCAGCAGCAGCAGCACCACGACCAGCAGCACCAGCAACCCCACCGCCCCCUCCCGCCGGCCCAGUGUGUUUGAAAGACUCGGCCCCAGCACUGGGAGUAAUGCUGCUGACAGUCACUGUAGAAAUUGGCUGAAGACCGGUAAUUGCAGUUACGGCAACACUUGUCGCUACACACAUGGAACUCAGCCACGAGGCAAAGGAUUUAGCUUUAGUCGCAGGUCAGCCGAGAGACCCACAGGUGAUCUGCGGGAGAGGAUGAAGAAUAAAAGACAGGAUGUUGACCCAGAAAACCUGAAGCGAGACCUAGACGAGCCCACAUCCCCCACAGCGAGAAGAGAUUCCACCAGAGGCCGACACAGGGAAAAGGAAGAUAUAAAGAUCACAAAGGAGUGCACCCCAGCCAGUGAAGAAGAGCCCACAGAGUGGGAAACCAAUCGUGAAGACUCAGAUAUCGGUGAUUACGACUACGAGUUGUCCCUGGAGAUGAAGCGCCAGAAGAUUCAACGUGAGCUGAUGAAAUUGGAGCAGGAGAACUUGGAAAAGAGGGAUGAGAUUGUCAUCAAGAAAGAUGAGACCCACACCAAAACAAGAGCCACUGCCAUGCCCAAGGCCUCCCCUGAGCAGUUAAGCAAUAAAGAUUCACCCUCACCCAGGAAGUCCAGUGGAUCCCCAAAACACAAAAGUGGAACCAAAGGCCCAGGCUCUGGGAAGAAAGAGAAGAAGAUGUCAGAAUGUGUUACAGAAUCUGCCAGGUCUUCAAAAGGGAGCCACAGUAAGAAGAAAGGACCCCGUACCCCCAGUCCUCCUCCCCCAGUCCCUCUGGACAUUCCUGUGAUUGGGAAGAAACACAAAGGCAAGCACAAAAACAAGGAGAAGUCUGAGGAGAAGCAGAAGGAUGGAAAAGAUCGGGGACGAGAUACAGAGAAGCACAAAGAGAAGAAGGAAAAACGCAGGGACCGAUCAGACAGUUCCCACAAGGCCAAGCGGUCAGUGACAUCAGAGGAGCGUUCUGGUAGUGUGUCAUCUCCCUCCAGGGGCACUUCACCCUCAGCCAGGAAGAAAUCCACCUCCCCUAAAGCUUUGUCCCAUAAGACCCCUGUGCUGGCCUCCCCUCCUCGCAGGUCUCCCUCUCCUCCACGCCGCCAGCGCACCCCCACUCCUCCCCGCCACCACUCCCCUUCCUCCCAUUCAGGUUCCUCUGCCCAGCGGCAUUCUUCGUCUCCUCGUCGCCGUCGCUCGUCCUCUCCCACCUACCACCGGAGCACAGCAGCCCAGGCCUCCCCUCCAAGCUCCCGGCGCUCCCGAUCACCUCCUGCCUCCCACAGCACCUCCUCGCCCCACCGCCGAUCUGACAGGUCGAGCCCCAGCCGGCGCCACUCCAGGGGUCGCGAGAGGAGCCGUGGAGAAAGAGAAAGGAGUCCGCCUGCCCAGGAGCGCAGCAGACAUGAGCGCAGAGAUGGAAGCCGCAGCAAGCGAGAGAAGGACAGCAUCCGCGAUGACCGGGACUAUGACUCCGAACAGGUCUCAUCACGGGACACUCGCGAUGACAGGGAGACCAGAGAGGCUCGUGAGCGACGGGACACUCGCGAUCGAGGAAGGGAAACAAUCCGAGACUCUCGCGACCACCGGGACAACAGGGAUGUAAAGGAUUCCAGAGAGAGCAGGACAGAGACCCGCUCCAGUCGAGAGUCACUGGAAAUUCGUGACCGCGAACGGGAACGGGAGAGGGAACGGGAGAGGGAGAAGGACAGAGAUCGAGAAAAGGAGAGGGAGAGGACUGACACCCACAGGAAGGAGGACCUGGCUCAGGAGGACAGGAGUUAUGGGAGAGGUCAUGGACGCGAAGAUGGAGGGAGAGCUGAUGGAAGGACGGAGAACAGGACAGACAGAGCUGAGAGGAAUGGACGAGGGAGAGGGCGUGCUAAUGAAAUGUCUGAUAAAGGGUCUAACAGAAACUCCCGGGGUUCGCAACUGGAAAGCAGCCAUGACAACUGGGAGUCACGGAGCAGUGCGGUGCGUGAACGCAGUGCAGAGAGGAGCACCGAUCGCAGUGCUACCGAAAGAAGCUCUGAGAGGGGUUCAGACCGAGAUCGCUAUGAGGGUGACAGGAGAGGAGAGCCAGCCCGAGACUCCUCUUACGACAGGAGAGGAGGGCAUGGAGAGCGGGAUCGCAGAGACAACCGAGAAAGAGAUCAAAGAGCCUCUCCAAAUAGACACCAGGGGAGAUCAGAGGAGUCUGAGAGGGAGGAGAGGAGGGAGGAGCGCAGGACAGAUAGAGCAGAAGACAGACGAGAGGACAGGCCCCGCGACCGGGAACGAGACAGGGAGAGAGAGAAAGAGAAGGAUAGAGAGAGGGAGAGGGAAAAGGAGCGAGAGAAGGAGAGGGAGGCCGAGAAGGAGCGGGCCAGGGAGAGAGAGCGGGAACGAGAACGGGAGAGGGAGAGGGAGCGAGAGAGGGAAAAGGAGCGCGAGGAGAGGGAGAGGGAGAGGGAGGAACGGGAGAGAGAGAGGGAGAGGAAGGAGCGAGAGAGGGAGCGGGAGAGGGAGAGAGAGAGGGAGAGAGAGAGGGAGCAGCGGGAGCGAGAGAGGCAGCGGGAAUGGGAGGAGCGAGAGAGAGGGAGAGAGGAAAGGCGGGAGAGGAGAGAUGACGUCAGGGAUGACCGGCCCGUUCGAGACACCCGGGACGAUCGCAAGACGAGUCGUAAGAGGCCCAGGGUGGAGAGCAGCCCGAGCCCGCGAACCUCACCUAAGCGAGCAACACGGGACCUCAGUCCGGCAGACAGCGAUGGCUACAACAGUGCAGAAGAGAAAAGUGCCGACAAGCAUCGUCUGCUGAGCCAGGUGGUGCGGCCCCAGGAGCCCUUGCUACGUUCUCCACCACGGGCUGCUCCAUCUGAUGACAAGCCCAGUCACUGGAAGGAUGAGGAGCGCAGAGGAGCCGGGGACAAAAGAGAAGCACGCAGCCGCCUUGAGGACCUGGAACCUCGUGUGGAACGAAGCAGAGGAGGAGGCGACAGACGAGGAGAGCACCUUGUUGCAGACACCCUGUCUGACUCCCGUAGCAGAGGCAGAGACCAGCGAGAACCCACGCCGCCUCCACCUCCUUCAGCCCUCGCCACUGGCAGCGAAGACAGAGACACUGCUGGCUCCCAGUCCCAUGAGGAGGGCAAAAAGAAGACAAAGUCUCAGAGGAAGGGCUUGAAGAAGGUUCGCAAAGAAGAGGAGGUUGGAGGUGGCAUCAGCCUGGCUGGUGCAGGAGAUCGUUUCAACCCUGAGCCCCCAAUAGGCAGUUCUACAGAUGGACCUCCACCCUUACACUCCCCCAGGAAAGGGGCCAAGAAGAAGGCGCUUGAACGAAAGAGGAAACUGUCACGAGGAGCAGAAUCUGAUGUGUCUGACGAGGAUUCGUCAGCCCAUCAACCACAUAGUAAGAGGAAGAAAGGUCCCCGGACGCCACCACCCUCGAUGAGGCCUGAUCACCGCAGUACUGGAGUCAACGCAGAGCCGUCUCCACUGUCCAAAAUGGACAACUUCAGUGACUGGUCAGAUGAGGAGGUCACAGACCGAGGAGGACCACUGGAAACGCAAGCACUCCUGGCUCCCGCUGAGAGGGCUUCUGCUGAGACUCUGAGGAGAGGUGCUCCGAGGAUGGGCAGGGACAGGGAGCGAUGCAACCCCCCUCCCAUCGCCCCUCUACUCCCCCAGGAUCCUCCAAUGCUGCUGCAGACUCUGACUCCUCAGCCCCUCAUGUCCCAGCCCCUGCUCCGCAAACCUCCCCCAGAGCAGACGCGCAGCAGCAGCAUGGGAAGCAACCAGAGCCGCACAUCAUCCAGACGCCUGCGAUCACCAUCCAAUGAGUCAGCCCACCGAGAUGACCCCCAAGGUCCGCGAUCUCGUCGGGGCAGGCUGCAGGGCACCAACUCUCGUGACCGAGAAAGAGAACGAGAGCGGGAGAGAAUAGGAGAGAGAGAGCGGGAGAGAGAGAGGCCGGUCGUGAAUGACCCUCCAGGGGCAGAGAGGAAGUCUCGAAUUGACCAGUUGAGGCGAGGGGAGCCCAGCCGCAGCACCUCCUCAGACCGGCAAGAUUCCCGAAGCCACAGCUCCAGACGCAGCUCUCCUGACUCUGAGAGGCAGGCCACAUCCAGGUCCCGCGCCGGCUCCUACGACAGUCGGGAACGUGAGAGAGAUAGGGAGCCAUUCGAGCGGGAGCGGGAGCGAGACCGAAAGGAUCUCCGGCCUCAGCAGCAGCAACAGCAGCAGCAGCAGCAGCCCCUCCUCCUCCAACAGCCCCUACAACAACAGAGAGACUGGGAGCCCGAACCUAGGGACUGGCCUAGCAGGGGACGGGAGCCCCUACUGAUGCGUCCUGGCCGUGAACCUCUCCUGAGAGAGCGGGAUAUCAGGGACAGAGAACGCUUACUCCCUGAAGGACUCAUCCAGCAGCACGAACGGGAGCGAGAGAGGGAGCGGGAGAGAGACAGUAGAGGUGACAGAGGCGGUGAUCGUGAGAGGGAGAGGAUGAUGAUGAUGGACCUACCGCCCCACUGUGACCCCAGGGCUCCAGGACGAGGGGACCUGAGGGGUGAAAUCAGAGGAGACCUGCGAGGGGACAUGAUGAGACAGGACAGGGGCGACUAUGAGCCUCUGCUGCCAAGAGAAGCCUUCAGCCCUCCAGAGCCGGAGAAACCGAGCAACAGUCACCAUCUCAUGGGAGAGCAACGGGAACUGGAGAAGACAGACAGCAUCGACGGGGACGAUGAUGGGAAAGAAGACGACGGUCAGUCAGUCGCAUCUGUUGGAGAGGAGUAUGAACCAAUCAGUGAUGAUGAGCUGGAUGAAAUUUUGGCUGACAGCCAGAAAAAAGAGGAUCAGCAAGACGAUGAGAAAAUUACAGGUCCUCUGGAUGUGAUUGAUGUGGACUGGUCCAGCCUGAUGCCCAAACAGAAGCAGGAACCCCGGGCAGCAGGGGCAGCGUUGCUCCGAUUCACACCAGGGGCCGUGCUUCUUAGGGCGGGCAUAUCCAAGCGACUUGCUGGGCCUGAGCUCAUGGAGCAAGCCAGAGAGGUGUGCAAGUCUGAGCUGGACGACCCCAAAGAUGCUGACAAGCUGUUUGAGCAUGACUUGGGGGCCCUGAAUAUGGCAGCCAUGAACAGGCGGGUGGAGAGGGCAGGUUUACUGAGCAACCUUGGGCCCUGCUGCAAGGCCCUGUGUGCCCGCAGAGACUUCGCCAUCCGCCGGCAGCUGCUAAAAAAUGACAAGGGCCUAACCAAGCAGUAUCCCACUACUCCCGUGGUAGACAACGAGCUGCUGCAGAUGAGCAUGCGUCUCUUCAGAAGGACCAUGGCUGGCCAGACCUCAGGCCCAGAAAGGUCUGACGGUGGGUCAGUGCCUGCACCCGAGGUUGCUGCAGCUGGUAGCAGUAGUAAGCUCAGCACAGCACAGCCUGAGGUGUGUGUGUCCUGAAAGAAACAAGCUUAGUAAGUCAAACACAUGAAAGUGAACGCUUCUAAGCCUUUACUUCUUCCAGCCCCUAACUCUCCCUGACUCUGUCGCAUUGCAUUACAUACAUACAUACAUUCAUUACAUACAUAGCCUUUUUAGUCAUGAGAGGAAAUAAAAAAAAAACAAAUGAAAAAUUGUGAUUCUUAUUCAGUUAUGCUUUACAUGUUUUUGAUGAUCUGCAAGUGCUGUCCCAUAGACCACUGGACAUUGUAGCCUAUGGAGGUGUGUAAUGAAUCGUGUACGAGAAACAUAAAACUCACCUAAAAUGACUUCAUGUUUUUUGUGCAGUACAAUGUCUUAGAGCAGCUUUUUAAUUGUCAGUUUUACCUGCCUAACCAAGUUCAAAUGACUGUUUUGUUUUCAUAUAUUGUGCAUUGGUUACUACAACUGUGCAUUAAACUGGUUAGAUGUUGA
This is a messenger RNA of Siniperca chuatsi (mandarin fish), 6181 nucleotides long. RefSeq names its product zinc finger CCCH-type containing 13 (gene zc3h13). The record is from RefSeq and is a predicted model, not a curated record. Lineage: Eukaryota; Metazoa; Chordata; Actinopteri; Centrarchiformes; Sinipercidae. The transcript has 20 exons. Gene Ontology annotation, molecular function: metal ion binding. Gene Ontology annotation, cellular component: RNA N6-methyladenosine methyltransferase complex. The coding region runs from base 209 to 5728 and encodes 1839 amino acids.